GAUUACAUCACUACCCCUCCCUCCUCUUUUCAUCAUUCCUCCACCCCAUCCACCCCUCUACUCCACCCCUUGCUCGCUCAUUCCACCACCAACCCAAGAAAUUCCGCUAACCGGAGAAACUCCGAAUCUCAAAUAAUUUCCCUCAUCUCAUAUCUCCAAUCCCAAAUCAUACCAUACCAUACCAUACUAUAGCUACCUCGCCCCUCUCAAUUGACACCACGCUCUUAAAUUUCUCUCUCCCUCUCCCAAAACCCAAACUUAUCAAACCCCCCAAAAAAAAAUGGUCGUACGCAUCCGACUCGCGCGCUUCGGCCGCAAAAGACAACCCAUCUACAACAUCGUCGUAGCCCAAGCCCGCUCAGCUCGCAAUUCUCUCCCCCUCGAAGUCCUCGGUACCUACGAUCCCAUCCCCAAGCUCCCCGCCGACGGCGAGGGCCAAAAAUUCAAAGACAUCCGACUCGAUACGCUGCGCGCAAAGUAUUGGUUGGGCGUGGGUGCGCAGCCGUCGAAGACGGCGUGGAGAUUGUUGAGUAUGGCCGGCCUCCUCGAACCCCAAUACACACCCCAAUCCAAAAAGCCCACGCCGCCCACCUCCAGCAAACCCAUUCUCAAAACCGACAUUUAAGCUUUCCCCAUCCAUCAUCCAUCCAUCCAUCCAAUUUUCCGUUUCCGUUACCACAUUGCUGAUGUGAAACUCAUCGAUCGAUCUACCUAUCUAUCUAUUCUUGAGCGAUGCAGGAUAUGAAUGAAUUACACAGUUACACAGCUAGAAAGAAGGAAAGAAAGAAAGAAAAACUUGGAAAAGAUGAGAAAGAAACAGACGAAAAGGAUACACAAAUCAAUGGCAAAGCAAAAAGCAAAAACGAAUAUCAAGAGCACAAUCAAAAUAUUAAAAUGGAGAGAAACGAGUCUAUGGUAUGACGAUGAAUAGAGACGGAAUAUGGAAUGAGUAAGGGAGGAUGUGUGGAGCGUGUAUGCGGCGUUUUACAUAUACACACGAUGUGUGCAAAAAUGCUGGGAGGGAUUUUGUUCUUACGAGGAGAUGAACGUUUAUAUUCAUGGGCGAUAGAUCAGUUGAUGAUGAAUUGUAGUGAUAAUAUGGAAUCACAUACCGGCCUAGCAUAAACUGGCAUCCUUUUGUAAAAUAAAAAAAAUUAGGAGUUGGGAAUUACAAAAAAAAUCGAAUCAAAUCAUCUAUAUCUACA
Botrytis cinerea B05.10 is the source of this 1205-nucleotide messenger RNA. It is a transcript of the gene Bcmrps16, whose product is annotated as Bcmrps16. Gene Ontology annotation, biological process: mitochondrial translation. Bases 281 to 625 code for a protein of 114 amino acids. NCBI's taxonomy places the organism in Eukaryota, Fungi, Ascomycota, Leotiomycetes, Helotiales, Sclerotiniaceae. The record is from RefSeq and is a predicted model, not a curated record. The transcript is spliced from 3 exons. Gene Ontology annotation, cellular component: ribosome; mitochondrial small ribosomal subunit. Gene Ontology annotation, molecular function: structural constituent of ribosome.